UGUUUAGAAUCUAGAAAUCUCUCUUUAUACAUACAUACAUACAUACAUACACACACACACACAUAUCGUGGCAGCCAAUGUGCACACCGAAUUGGUAACGGCAGGGAAAACAAUUAGACAGCUUUCCUAGACAGCCCAAAGGUGUUCUGGAUAUACACUGCGUGGUGCACUUGAUUCAGUAUUUUACAGUUCUUGCUGCACUAGACUCUCAAUAUACAGUACUUGUUGCACUAGACUCUCACUAUACAGUUCUUUCUGCACUAGAUUCUCAAUAUACAGUUCUUUCUGCACUAGACUCUCAAUAUACUGUUCUUUCUGCACUAGACUCUCAAUAUACAGUUCUUGUUGCACUAGACGCUCAAUAUACAGUUCUUUCUGCACUAGACUCUCAAUAUACAGUUCUUGUUGCACUAGACGCUCAAAAUACAGUUCUUUCCGCACUAGGCGCUCAAUAUACAGUUCUUUCUGCACUAGACUCUCAAUAUACAGUUCUUUCUGCACUAGACUCUCAAUAUACAGUACGUGUUGCACUAGACUCAAUAUACAGUUCUUUCUGCACUAGACUCUCAAUAUACAGUUAUUUCUGCACUAGACGCUCAAUAUACAGUACUUGUUGCAAUAGGCGCUCAAUAUACAGUUCUUGCUGCACUAGGCGCCGAAUAUACAGUGUUGAAGUGCUAGAUACACUCUUGCUGCACUAGUUACAAUGUUUAUACAUGACUUGCUCCACUAGCUACAUUAUUUCACACUUCAGGAUAAAGAGGGUGGGUUUUUAGUGCACUUUGGAGAUAGUAACCACACACACACAGGUGGGAAUCAGUUGUACCUGACUGAUGACAUGUGAGGGGGAUGCCCAUCCAGCGACCCUCCUGUUGUAUUAGAUCGCUGCUUCAAAGAGACAGCUGGAGGGUUGCAGGCAGAAGAGCACUUCAUUGGUCACCACCUGCAAAACUGUAAAACAUUCCAAACACCUGGUGGAGGAGCACCAUUUAGUAGGGCUUGACCUGCUAAAUCAUUUACAGACAGAUUUGUUUACAAUGAUUGAAUUCCCACUCCAGAGUAGGGUCGAUGUUUCUUUACUCGCUAAUGUUGGCGUUGUACGAUACAAUCUCUAGUAUGUCCGGACAGAGCGGACUGAUCAGGGCGCUGCGAUUAUUAAAUUCUCCCAACAACAAACUGGGGCGCUUUCUAGAAACUCUGUGUGCGAGUCGGCGACUUUUCUCUCUCUUGCUUUUUUGGGAGAAUUGAAGAUCGGGGCGUGUGGGGAGCGAGAAUGAAAAAGUCUAGCUUGAUCCUCCUUUAUUUCUUUCUUUGUGUUGCUUCUGAGCCCCCUCAAUUGGCUGAACUUUCCAAAACGGCGGCGAUAAUACGCGGCACCGACGCGAAGGUGAAGGCGGCGGGAGGAUCCCAGAUCAGAACCCGAACACACGCCAACUGAAAGAAACUGGACUUCCUGAAAUGCACUCUGGCUGCUCAUAGCGCUGCGCUUUGCACUGCGGCUGGAGGCCCUGUGUUUGCGUCUCAGAGAAUAGUGGAGCUGCUGAGCGCAGCGGGCUGUCCAAUGACCCUGAGAUCGCCCGAAACGUCAGACAGCCCGAGUACCAUAGAAAGCGGCUCCGGGGAGACCGGCUCACCGCCCGGGGGCAUCAAGGAGGGUCGGGAUCGGGAGGAUCGCAUCGCUGAGUCUAUGGCAGAGCUCCGGAGAUCAGUUUCCUUGCAGCAGAGACAGCAGCAUACCAAGCUAACUUCCUAUAUGGCACAGGGUGGUAUUCCCAAUCAGGAUUCUCUUUCAAAAGACACAGUGAUAUGCAGCUGGUACUGGGGUAAUAUGACUGUUGAUGAGGCAAAGGAAAAGUUGCAAGAUGCUCCAGAAGGAACAUUUCUUGUUCGGGACAGCUCACAUACAGACUAUCUUUUAACUAUCUCCGUGAAAACGUCAGCAGGGCCGACCAACUUACGUAUUGAAUACAGAGAAGGGAAAUUCCGAUUGGACUCGGUAGUCUGUGUAAGAUCCAGACUCAAACAGUUUGACAGUGUUGUCCAUCUUAUCGAGUAUUAUGUUCUGUUGUCAAAAAAUAAGAAGAUCGAGUCGGAAACUCUUCCAAAUAGAACAGUUCAUCUUUGGCUGGUGAAGCCACUGUACACAUCCGCUCCGUCCUUACAGCAUCUCUGUAGAAUGACUGUCAACAAAUGUACCAACAAAAUUGAUGAAUUGCCAUUACCAAUGAGACUGAAAGAAUAUAUCACAGAAUAUCGUUACCAUGUAUAGAUGUUUUGCUGGACAUCAGUAAAGCAUGGAGAAGAUCUUCUUCCAAAUCUAGAAAAGAACAAUGUUAAUUAUCAGUUACCUGGACCGUUCUAAGUGGUUAAAAUGAUCAGUGUCGUUUCAUUUCAGUAGGAGUAUCAUAGGACUGCAUUUACUUGAUGGCAAUGAAAAACAUUACAGAACACAUCGGCUUUCGCAGCACUUCUUAAAUCCACUUUAUUUUCUACUUUUUCACUUCAGUAAAAUGAUGGGGAUCAGCAUGCUUUGAUUUUUGAGUAUUGGAUGUUGAUCAAAUGCAUUAUCUGACAGGCCAAAAAGUAUUUUUGCUUCAGCACUCUUUUUUUUUCCUGUGUUUCUGUGUGUAUGCUGCCUGCUAAUAAUGGAUUCAUGUGGCCAAAGUUCACCUGGGUGCCAAAGAAACAGUGAAUGCCAUCUUUCAGCCAGUAAUUUCAGACCCUGGGUCUCUAUUGUUGCACUUAAAUUGCCUCAGACAAUUGAAAUUUAAUUAGCUGAUGGGAUCAAAUACAUAACUAAUGGGAUCAAGGUUUUUUUAUUUGUCCGUCUACUGUGCAAAACUGAAAUAAUCAAAACAUUUCUCUGCAUGCUUUUGUGUUUAUGUAUAUAUGUGCUGCAUAUGCACAACAAUAUCAUAUUCUAACACAGAAACAACAUAUUUAAUGGUGAGUGCCAAAAACAGGAUGGCAUACAAUUAUAUUACCUGGUUGUGAACUGUACAUUCUAUCAACAGACAACAAGCCAACUAGAAAAGUACAUGUAUAUGCACAAUGGCACAGAAGCCUCACACAGCUUAAUCUUGCAUUUCUGUGCCUUGCCCUAAUAUUGGUGCUAUUGUAUCCUAUAAUCUAAUAGUAGGAAAUAUGGAUAUGCAUUGUGCUUCAUAAGUGACAGACAUAAGAUGUCAGUGCCUCUCUCUCUAAUGCACAGCAGAUUGACACCAGCUGUAAUGGUGUCCACUGAUCCAUAUGUUGCAGUCUUUCAUUUUUUUCAUAAAGUCCAUGUGUGUAUAUAUAUAUAUAUAUAUAUAUAUAUAUAUAUAUAUAUAUAUAUAUAUAUAUAUAUAUAUUUUUUUUUUUUUGCUCUCAGAUUUACUGUCAUAGUCAGGUAACAGAAUUCAUUUAAUUUGAUUUCACUAAUGGCAUCUGCAAGCUUUUGGAAAGUAGUCCUUGCAUGCAAUGGAGAAAUACUGCCUUUAAAAUUAAAGGGCAACAGAGCACCCAGCCCCACAGUCAUACCAUGCAGCCUACUUGUUUUAGCCUUUACCUGAUAAAUCCGGUUGAAUUGCACACUAGUAUGUGUCCGUAACUCCCAACGCUUAGCAAUGGUGACUAUUGUAUACUAGCAUUGCUUUUUUAUCACAAGGCACCUUACACAUCCAUUGAGAUGGGCACUGAGAAGUCUUCUGACUCCAGAAGGCAUUGCAUGGAACAGCAGCACUGUGUACAAUGUCAUGCCUACUAGUGUUUACCUUGCCAAGAACAGCAGUUUGCUACUACUAGGGAAGCUUGCUGUGCUUACUGAUAAUAUGUAUGGUUAUGACAGUACAAUCUUUCUAUGUAUCUUUGUGUAAAAAGACUUAAUUCUCCAUGUGAAGUUUAUGUACAAUGUUGAAACCGUGGGAUUUUGAUUGCUAUUGAACAGUUUGCUACUUUCGGUGCCUCGUGUUUUAAGGCUCCAAUAAACAGCCAUUGAAAGUGGAUCCUAAUAUUAUUAAAAUGCAUACUGAAGCACCGGGAAGGUCUUUCCCUUGGGUAAAAUGCUUUUCAGUAGCAAAUAUGACCUUUAGCCCUCAAGCAACAGUAACAGGCAAAAAUAUAAUGUUUCUAAAGGAGAAGGGAAAAAACAGUUUUAACAUAAACUCAGUCCGUUCUAAUGUUAUAAGGUGCUGAAGUUCUCUAUCAGGUACAAAUAAUAUUUACAUAUUUUUUUUACAGUGUAGUAAACAAUGAUGUUGCUCCCUACCAAAAUUAAUCGCAUCAGCCUCCCUCAAAUGCACUACCAUUAACUUUUUAAAUAACUAGGGAUGCACAGAAGCCACUUUUUUUGAAAUUCAGCUAAAUAACCAUCAUCAUCAAUGAACGGCUUGACCAAAUAAACCAGAUCCAAGUCCUAAUUCGCUAUUUAAGGAAACUAAUUCCAUCACCUGUUAAUAAAAAUCGAUAGUCCAGAGCUUUAAAUCCCAUAAUGUUUAAGUGAUUGGAUUUGAUUCUGCAGAACUGUAAAAAUCAUAUGUGAAUCCUUAAAAAGUGCUUAAACUGUACCAAAGUCUUGAUUUGGUGCAUCCCUACAAAUAACUCCUGUGGAUGACUACAUUUAAUGUAUUGCUUCCUAGACUUGGUCACUGAUAUCUGUAAUUAAUCUUGUGCAACUCCUGCUUGCCUUCUCUGCGGAGGAAAUGUGAAGUCCAUGGCACACCUGCAUCCUUUGAGCACCAUUGAGGGGACCUGAGGCUGCUGGCUGAUUUGGUUAAGGUUGGGAGGCAGCAGUUGUUGCAGAUGAGGGGACGACAUAUACCAUAAUUAUUUGCAAGCUUAAGCAGAAGUUUUGGAAUGUGCUUGAACCUAUCUGCUUGCCUGCCCUGGACUGGAAACAGUUUGCCCAUGUUAGCGUUGGUCACUUCCCCUAAAGAUGGAAUGUUUGCCUUUAAAUUAAAAAGAGGAUUUUUUACAUAAGCAUUUAUAGCACAUUGUUAAUAUUAAACUCAACUGCAAUGUAUGCAGGCUUGCAUAGACGUGAGAUAACGUUAUAAUUUUGUCUGUUGCUGCAUCUUGGAGGCUCAACUUGAGCACUAUAGAUCUACAAAUUCUUGACGCUAUAUUCAAUUUUUUAUUUUACCUAUUAUUUUAUUUUUUUCUAUUUGGAAGAGUCCAUGAAUUUUCAUGGAUCUGCUCAAAUGCAGCUAUAAAGUUGCAUUAUUGUAGUGUAAUCUGCUGGGGAUAUCAGCAGUUGCUUUUAUUGUCUACAGUGUAGAACUUUCUUUUUUAAUUUUUACAAACAUGUUUAUUUAAAAAGUGUGUAUUCUCUGCUGUAACUAUAAAACAAUAAAUUUCAACCUAUUAAAUAAAAUGUGUUUUGUGAACUCUAAUGUGUAAAAAAAAGCCUAAGAACUUUUUUCUUAGGGAGCAAAAGCCUGCCAAUGUUCCAAAUAAAUGUCAGUUCAGAAAAGAGGUAAUAUGGUUGAUACAACUGCCACAUUGGGAUA
Molecule: messenger RNA, 5486 nt
Organism: Xenopus laevis (African clawed frog)
Lineage: Eukaryota; Metazoa; Chordata; Amphibia; Anura; Pipidae
Gene: socs2.L
Product: suppressor of cytokine signaling 2 L homeolog
Exons: 4
Coding region: 1562-2269 (235 amino acids)
Biological process (GO): phosphatidylinositol phosphate biosynthetic process; protein ubiquitination; intracellular signal transduction
Cellular component (GO): phosphatidylinositol 3-kinase complex; cytoplasm
Molecular function (GO): 1-phosphatidylinositol-3-kinase regulator activity
Source: RefSeq, a predicted model, not a curated record